Messenger RNA from Molossus molossus (Pallas's mastiff bat), 5709 nucleotides. It is a transcript of the gene DAB2IP, whose product is annotated as DAB2 interacting protein. Lineage: Eukaryota; Metazoa; Chordata; Mammalia; Chiroptera; Molossidae. The coding region runs from base 135 to 3626 and encodes 1163 amino acids. The transcript has 16 exons. The record is from RefSeq and is a predicted model, not a curated record. Gene Ontology annotation, biological process: regulation of GTPase activity.
CCUGCUUGCAGGAGUACCCAGUCAUCUAGUUGGAAAAGCCGCCAGAUGGAAUACAAAAGGAGAAACCCAGACGCUCAUGGAGACAGCCUCGGUUCAUAAAUCAGGUGGGGCCGGGGGCUGGGGGCCCAUAAGCCAUGGAGCCCGACUCCCUCCUGGACCAAGACGACUCCUACGAGUCGCCCCAAGAAAGGCCAGGCUCCCGGCGCAGCCUGCCCGGCAGCCUGUCGGAGAAGAGCCCCAACAUGGAGCCCUCAGCCGCUACGCCGUUCCGGGUCACGGGCUUCCUCAGCCGCCGCCUCAAGGGCUCCAUCAAGCGCACCAAGAGCCAGCCCAAGCUGGACCGCAACCACAGCUUCCGCCACAUCCUGCCGGGGUUCCGGAGCGCCGCCGCCGCCGCCGCCGCCGCGGACAAUGAGAGGUCCCAUCUGAUGCCAAGGCUGAAGGAGUCUCGCUCCCACGAGUCCUUGCUCAGCCCCAGCAGCGCGGUGGAGGCGCUGGACCUCAGCAUGGAGGAGGAGGUGGUCAUCAAGCCCGUGCACAGCAGCAUCCUGGGCCAGGACUACUGCUUCGAGGUGACAACGUCGUCAGGAAGCAAGUGCUUUUCCUGUCGGUCAGCAGCCGAGCGGGAUAAGUGGAUGGAGAACCUACGGCGAGCAGUGCACCCCAACAAGGACAACAGCCGGCGUGUGGAGCACAUCCUGAAGCUGUGGGUGAUCGAGGCCAAGGACCUGCCGGCCAAGAAGAAGUACUUGUGCGAGCUGUGCCUGGACGACGUGCUCUACGCCCGCACCACGGGCAAGCUCAAGACGGACAAUGUCUUCUGGGGCGAGCACUUUGAGUUCCACAACCUGCCGCCCUUGCGCACCGUCACCGUCCACCUAUACCGGGAGACUGACAAGAAGAAGAAGAAGGAGCGCAACAGCUACCUGGGCCUGGUGAGCCUGCCCGCCGCCUCAGUGGCCGGGCGGCAGUUUGUGGAGAAGUGGUACCCGGUGGUGACGCCCAACCCCAAGGGCGGCAAGGGCCCCGGGCCCAUGAUCCGCAUCAAGGCGCGCUACCAGACCAUCACCAUCCUGCCCAUGGAGAUGUACAAGGAGUUUGCCGAGCACAUCACCAACCACUACCUGGGGCUGUGCGCGGCCCUCGAGCCCAUCCUCAGCGCCAAGACCAAGGAGGAGAUGGCGUCGGCCCUGGUGCACAUCCUGCAGAGCACGGGCAAGGUGAAGGACUUCCUGACGGACCUGAUGAUGUCAGAGGUGGACCGCUGUGGGGACAAUGAGCACCUCAUCUUCCGGGAAAACACACUGGCCACCAAGGCCAUCGAGGAGUACCUCAAGUUGGUGGGCCAGAAGUACCUGCAGGAUGCACUAGGCGAGUUCAUCAAAGCGCUGUAUGAGUCCGACGAGAACUGCGAAGUGGACCCCAGCAAGUGCUCGGCCGCUGACCUCCCCGAGCACCAGGGCAACCUCAAGAUGUGCUGUGAACUGGCCUUCUGCAAGAUCAUCAACUCCUACUGCGUCUUCCCCCGGGAGCUGAAGGAGGUGUUCGCCUCGUGGCGGCAAGAGUGCAGCAGCCGCGGCCGGCCGGACAUCAGCGAGCGGCUCAUCAGCGCCUCCCUGUUCCUGCGCUUCCUCUGCCCGGCCAUCAUGUCCCCCUCGCUCUUCAACCUGCUGCAGGAGUACCCCGAUGACCGCACGGCCCGCACCCUCACCCUCAUCGCCAAGGUUACUCAGAACCUGGCCAACUUUGCCAAGUUUGGCAGCAAAGAGGAGUACAUGUCAUUCAUGAACCAGUUCCUGGAGCACGAGUGGACCAACAUGCAGCGCUUCCUGCUGGAGAUCUCCAACCCCGAGACCAUCUCCAACACAGCCGGCUUCGAGGGCUACAUCGACCUGGGCCGGGAGCUGUCCAGCCUGCACUCGCUGCUCUGGGAGGCUGUCAGCCAGCUGGAGCAGGGCAUCGUAUCCAAACUGGGUCCCCUGCCUCGGAUCCUGAGGGACGUCCACACAGCGCUGAGCACCCCGGGCAGCGGGCAGCUCCCAGGGACAAACGACCUGGCCUCCACGCCUGGCUCCGGGGGCAGCAGCAUCUCGGCCGGGCUGCAGAAGAUGGCGAUCGAGAGUGAUCUCUCUGGUCUGGUAGAUUUCACCCGGUUACCGUCUCCAACCCCCGAAAACAAGGACUUGUUUUUUGUCACAAGGUCCUCCGGGGUCCAGCCCUCACCUGCCCGCAGCUCGAGCUACUCAGAAGCGAACGAGCCCGACCUUCAGAUGGCCAACGGCGGCAAGAGCCUGUCCAUGGUGGACCUCCAAGACACCCGCACGCUGGACGGGGAGGCGAGCUCCCCGGCGGGCCCCGACGCCCUCGCCAACGACGGGCAGACGCCUGCAACUCAGCUGGUGGCUGGGUGGCCAACCCGGGCAGCCCCCGUGAGCCUGGCAGGGCUGGCCACCGUGCGGCGGGCAGGCCAGACGCCGACCACACCGGGCACCUCGGAGGGCGCACCAGGCCGGCCCCAGCUGUUGGCACCACUCUCUUUCCAGAACCCUGUAUACCAGAUGGCGGCCGGCCUGCCUCUGUCACCCCGUGGCCUUGGCGACUCAGGCUCUGAGGGCCACAGCUCCCUGAGCUCCCACAGCAACAGCGAGGAGCUGGCGGCCACCGCCAAGCUGGGGAGUUUCAGCAGCGCCGCUGAGGAGCUCGGACGACGGCCGGGGGAGCUGGCGCGGCGGCAGAUGUCGCUGACUGAAAAGGGCGGGCAGCCCACAGUGCCGCGGCAGGCCAGUGCUGGCCCCCAGCGCCGGAUCGACCAGCCGCCACCCCCGCCCCCACCGCCACCUCCUGCCCCCCGUGGCCGAACACCACCCACCCUGCUGAGCACCCUGCAGUACCCUCGGCCCUCGAGCGGGACCCUGGCAUCGGCCUCGCCGGAUUGGGCGGGCCCUGGGGCCCGGCUGCGGCAGCAGUCCUCCUCCUCCAAGGGCGACAGCCCCGAGCUGAAGCCGCGGGCGGCACACAAGCAGGGCCCUUCACCCGUGAGCCCUAAUGCCCUGGACCGCACAGCUGCUUGGCUCUUGACCAUGAACGCGCAGUUGUUAGAAGACGAGGGCCUGGGCCCAGACCCCCCCCACAGGGAUAGGCUAAGGAGUAAGGAGGAGCUCAGCCAAGCAGAAAAGGACCUGGCAGUGCUGCAGGACAAGCUGCGAAUCUCUACCAAGAAGCUGGAGGAGUAUGAGACCCUAUUCAAGUGCCAAGAGGAGACAACGCAGAAGCUGGUGCUGGAGUACCAGGCGCGUCUGGAGGAGGGUGAGGAGCGGCUGCGGCGGCAGCAGGAGGACAAGGACAUCCAGAUGAAGGGCAUCAUCAGCAGGUUGAUGUCAGUGGAGGAGGAGCUGAAGAAGGACCACGCAGAGAUGCAAGCAGCUGUGGACUCGAAGCAGAAGAUCAUCGAUGCCCAGGAGAAACGCAUCGCCUCCCUGGACGCCGCCAACGCCCGCCUCAUGAGCGCCCUGACGCAGCUGAAAGAGAGGUACAGCAUGCAGGCCCGUAACGGCAUCUCCCCCACCAACCCCACCAAAUUGCAGAUUACCGAGAACGGCGAGUUCCGAAACAGCAGCAAUUGCUAACCUGUCCAGGAGAGGGAGGACUGGUGCCCGGGCCGGCCUCGGCCUGGGGGCGCCCCACAGUGGCAGCCCCAGCACAGGGGCAAGAGGCCGAGGCUCGUCUCCCCGCGCCCUCUGCCCGGCGGCCACAGAGGGAGCCGAGAGAGACCGACGCGGCGGGAGCCCCCUCUUCUGCCCAAGAAGCUGGGUGCAGGCCGAAGAGACCGCGCGUGGGAGUGGGACAGCGGGGGGCAGGGCCGGCCACGUGCCUGUUGGUUGUCGCAUUGGGUGUGUGCCACCUCUCCUCCACCCCGCAAGGGCAUGUCCCCCGCUCCCCAGGGAGGGAGCUGCCUGGAGAGGUGGGGGUUACAGAGCUGGGCCCAGGCUCCCUGGCGGCCAGCCCCUCCCUGUGGCACCUGCCCCUGGGUUUCCGGAGCUGGGAGCUGGCAGGUCAGGGGCAGCCAGAGAGAGGGCGGGGAGGACGCAGCUGCCAGAGUCCCGUGUCCCCUGCCGUGUCCCCUGCCGGCGCUGAGUACCUGCCACUGCAUGCAGCCUGCCGGGGCCCUGCCCGCUGUGAGGAACCGAGGACUCCCCGUACCUGUCCCCACAUCCCCGCCUCCCCGCCUCCCGCCCUCACGUACUCUGCCAGAAGACCCAGCGAGGCCCCUCUCUCCUGGGCCCUCGCGCCCUCGCACCUGUGGGGAGCACCCAGGGCCUCCCUCACCUGCCACCUGGCCCCAGGCUGAUGUCUGGAGCUCCCAAAGCCAAAGACCUGGGCAGAGCCAGCCGGGCGGCACUGCGUGCGGCCUGCCCCCCUGUGGCCCCGCAGGGAGCGGCCGCUGGUGCCCUCCCUGAGGGACAGGCUGAGCUCUCCUCCCUGAGGGUGAGAGUUCUAGUGCCCGCAGACCCUGAGAAGGUGGGUAACUGUGAUUUUUCUUCCUUUCACAGUAUGCAUUAGAAACAAAGCCCGCUUGCUCGCUUGCUGGAACACAGGGGCCUUUUAAAUUGAGCGUGCGCACUGCAUGGGAAAUAGCGGCCCUGGAGGAUGCUAGACUUGCUUUCUCUCCAAGACAGCAGCGGCCUGCACCAGGCCCGUGUGCGGCCAGCCUCCUCCUCACCCUUCCCGGGCCCCCAGCCGAGGACCCAGGCGCUGCAGACAGGCGAGGGCACACCCCACAGCUGGGGCCGGUUCUCCUCAGCUCUAGGCUGUUCUGUAGCAUUCCAGCCUCCCCACCCCACUUGUGGGAUGUAGGUGGGCAGGAGCUUGGGUCUCCUUGCUCCCAGCGCCAACCCUGGGUACAAAGCUGGGGCGUUUGCCCCGCGGCAGAGCCAGGGCCGAACCAGGGCACCCCUCUGCCUCAGCUUCAGCCAGCUGAGGGCACCCUUGGAAAGAGCACUGAGCCCUUCCCGCCCCGGGUUCUGGAGAGAUGCCACCAGGGCCGGGGUCACCGCAGAUCCCACCGGGAGGGGGGUGGCCCAGACCACACUGGACCCCUGUCCGGCCGGCACUCAGGGUCGGGCUCUGAGAUGAAACUCACAGUGCAGUCAGGCCAGAGACACGCUGGCGGGGCGAGGGCGGCCCCGUGGUCACAGACCUCAGGAAGGAGGGCCGUGGGGCCAAGGCCCUGACCCCGGUCUCACAGGCAGGGCCUGGCCCCAGUGAUGUCCUCUGGUUCAGUUUUGUCCCCCACUGCCCAGUGAGCCCUCCCCUCCUCCCAACCCCACCCCUCUCCCACAUAGAGCGACCUCGGACUGAGCACCUCUUAGCAAUACAGGGGGAGGUUCCCAGGGCCCGGCGGCAGGUGCUGGAGGCCGGCGCAGUGGCCGGUGCUCACGGCCUUUGGCUGGGCUGUGAGCUCUCUGGCCGAGAACCUUAUUUACCUAGUGCAAAAACUGUAAAAGUGUACAGACUCCGCAGAUUUUUAUCUGGAUUGCAAGUCUGACCAUUUUUGUAAAUGUUCCUGGUGUUUGACUGUAAUGUAACUAUUUCACCUAAUGGUUGUACAUAGUCCUAUAGUCCUGGUGCUGCCAAGGCCCACCCGGGACCGCUGCUCUCUGAGGGUUUGUAUUUUAUACUUUAAUCUAGAGAACAGUAUUGGGCAGGAGG